UCCUGAAGAUAAUUGCCUAUGGAUUUCUUUUUCAUGCAGAUGCUUACUUAAGAAACUGCUGGAAUAUUUUAGACUUUGUUUGCGUAUCAGUUGGGUAAGUUGGUAUUUUUGCUGGGUCUCCUUAUAACAUUAUGAAUACUUCCCUUUGGAUUUUUCUUUUUUCUUUUCCCAUGUUCAUUGUGUCAUUUGUUUGAAAAUUGUGAUGAAGUAGAACUUAAGUAGGAGUAUGAAUUGUGCAUUUUAUUUAGUACUACAUAGCUCUUUAUUUAUCAAAACUGUCUCUUGAAGUUCCAGUUGUUAAAAUAGUACUUAGUCGGACAUUUGUUGCUCUUGCAGACUGUUCACUGUGGCUGUGGACGCGAUUAAUCACAUCAGUGGAGUAGAACCUGUAGUUGGAGAAAAAGGUGGUGGUUUCGAUAUGAAAGCUCUGAGGGCAUUCAGAGUCCUUCGACCAUUGAGACUGGUGUCCGGAGUCCCAAAGCAGAGAUCUUCAACAAACAGACAGCUUUAAACUCACGGAAUUCCUUCUCAGUGCUUGUUGGUACACAUUAAGUCAUUUUAAAUCUACUCUGUGUAACACACAGCACAAAAUGUCACGUUAGUACAGACAGUUGACACCAUGUCAAUACGCAGAUUUCAGGAGAACUAUAGUAAACCCAAGGGAGUAUGUAGUGUAUUGCCCUUAUUGUGGUGAGGAACAAGCUGUUCUUGAAGUGAAGUGUUGUGGUAGAGAACGCUCUGUACCUUCUUCCCCAGUGCACCAUUUAAAAGAUGUGAUGGGAGGGGUGGGUGAAGUCAAAGAUCAUUUCCUUUGUUGUGUUUAUUCUUUGGUGUGGAGCUUGAGUCUAUUGAUGGACUAGGAAGACCAACGAUUUCUGGAUAAAGUAUUUUUAUGCCUUGAUUCAACCGUUGCAGAUUUAGUAUGGAUAUCAAAACGUUAUUUGAUUCUAAAAUGUAUUUUGUUCUUCCUUAGGCCUGCAAGUAGUCAUGAACUCCAUCCUGAAGUCCAUGCUGCCCUUGUUUCACAUAACCCUACUGGUCUUUUUCAUGGUUACCAUCUACUCUAUCAUGGCUCUUGAGCUAUUCAAAUGUAAAAUGCAUAAAACUUGCUACUACACAGGCACCGACAUCAUUGCUACAGUGGAGAAUGAAAAGCCUGCCCCAUGUGCCCAAGCAGGGAAUGGUCGUCGUUGCUCCAUCAAUAGCACCGAGUGUCGAGCCGGCUGGCCUGGCCCAAACCAUGGCAUCACUCACUUUGACAAUUUAGGAUUUUCAAUGCUGACUGUGUACCAGUGUAUCACUACACAAGGGUGGACUGAUGUCCUAUACUGGGUGAAUGAUGCAAUUGGAAUGGAAUGGCCCUGGAUCUUUUUCACCACACUCAUCCUGGUCGGUUCCUACUUCGUGCUCAACCUUGUUCUUGGUGUACUUAGUGGUGAGUUCACCAAAGAGCGAGAGAAGGCCAAGUCCCGAGGUGAGUUUCAGAAGUUGAGGGAGACCCAGCAGCUGGAUGAAGACCUGAAGGGUUAUAUGGAGUGGAUCACCCAGGCUGAAGUCAUGGAUAUUGACCAGGAGGGACAGAGUUUGCUCCCCACUGAAAAUGGCGGAUCAGAUGCAGGAAGUGUCGGCAAAAUGGACACAAUGCAGUUGAUAAUGUAUUAUUAUAAACAGGCUCGCAAGUGGAACCGCUGGUUACGCCGUAAAUGCCGGGUGUACGUUAAGUCCAAACUUUUCUAUUGGUGGGUGAUUAUGCUCGUCUUCUUCAAUACGCUAGCUAUUGCGACAGAACACCACAAGCAGUCUGAAAGGCUCUCAAACUGGCAAGACAACACCAAUAGUCUACUGCUGUCCAUGUUUUCCCUGGAGAUGGUUAUGAAGAUGUAUGCUCUUGGCUUCUCUUCAUACUUCAUGUCACUCUUCAAUCGUUUUGACUGCUUUGUGGUGUCCACUGGCAUCUUUGAGCUCAUCCUCGUACAAAUGAACAUCAUGUCAGUCAUGGGCAUCUCAGUGCUGCGCUGCAUACGCCUGCUACGUUUGCUCAAAGUCACCAGAUACUGGACCUCUCUCAGUAAUCUGGUGGCUUCCCUCUUGAACUCAGUCCGUUCUAUUGCCUGCUUGCUGUUACUGCUCUUCCUCUUUAUUGUCAUCUUCUCCCUGCUGGGUAUGCAGGUGUUUGGAGGAAAGUUCAAUUUUUCAAACCAACCAAAACCCCGGAGCACUUUUGACAGCUUCCCUCAAGCUCUGAUAACUGUUUUCCAGAUUCUUACAGGUGAGGAUUGGAAUGCUGUCAUGUAUGAUGGCAUAAUGGCACAUGGGGGACCCAGCAUGCCUGGAAUCCUUGUCAGCAUCUACUUCAUCAUCCUGUUUGUCUGUGGAAAUUUCAUUCUUCUAAAUGUCUUCCUGGCCAUUGCAGUCGAUAAUUUGGCUGAGGCUGAAUCUUUAACUUUGGCACAGAAGGAGAAAGCCGAGGAUAAGAAGCGAAAGAAAGCACUCAGGGCCAACUUGCCAAACAAGACUUCUGAGGAAAAAGCCAAUCUUGCAAAGAAAUUAGCUGAGCAGAGAGCCAAGGGCCUCGAGGGCAUCCCCACUACUGCAAGGCUUAAAAUUGAUGAGUUUGAGUCAAACGUGAAUGAAAUUAAAGACCCCUUCCCUCCAGCUGACUUUCCUGGUGAUGAUGAAGAGGAGGACCCUGAGAUCCCAGAAAGCCCAAGACCUCGUCCAAUGGCUGAUCUUCAGUUGAAGGAAGAAGCGGUACCAAUGCCAGAAGCCAGUUCAUUUUUCAUCUUUGGACCACAAAACAAAUUCCGGAAGCUGUGCCAUCGGAUCAUAAAUGCAACCGCAUUCACCAACAUCAUCCUCCUUUUCAUCCUACUGUCAUCUGUUUCUUUAGCAGCUGAGGAUCCGAUCGACCCAAUGUCCUUCAGGAACCAGGUGUUGGCGUAUGCUGAUAUAGUCUUCACUUCAGUGUUUACAGCAGAGAUUGUCCUCAAGAUGACAACGUAUGGUGCCUUUCUUCACAACGGGUCUUUCUGCCGGAACUCUUUUAACAUUUUGGAUCUGCUGGUUGUCAGUGUAUCGUUGCUCUCAAUGGGAAUGGAAUCCAGUGCCAUCUCAGUGGUUAAGAUUCUCAGGGUGUUGAGGGUACUUCGACCGCUGAGGGCCAUCAACCGAGCGAAGGGCCUGAAGCAUGUGGUCCAGUCUGUGUUUGUUGCUGUCAAGACCAUCGGAAACAUUGUACUGGUUACCAUGCUGCUUGACUUCAUGUUUGCCUGCAUCGGAGUUCAGCUUUUCAAGGGAAAGUUCUAUUCCUGCACAGACCCCGACAAAAUGACUGAGGAAGAAUGCAAAGGUUGGUAUAUAAAGUAUCAGGAAGGAGCACUUCAUGAGAUGGAGGUCCAAAAGAGGGAAUGGACCAACUCCGAACUAAACUUUGACAACAUCUUCAAUGGCAUGCUGGCGCUCUUCACCAUUUCUACAUUUGAAGGCUGGCCAAAGAUCCUUCACAAAGCCAUUGAUUCAAAUAUAGAAGAUCAAGGGCCGGUGUACAAUAACAGAGUUGCCAUCUCAAUUUUCUUUAUCAUCUACCUCAUCCUUAUCGCCUUUUUCAUGAUGAACAUAUUUGUGGGUUUCGUCAUCGUCACCUUCCAGGAACAAGGAGAGCAAGAGUAUAAAAACUGUGAGCUGGACAAAAACCAGCGCCAGUGUGUGCAGUAUGCUCUUAAGGCCCGACCACUACGAUGUUAUAUUCCCAAGAACCCUUACCAAUAUCAAGUGUGGUACAUUGUCACGUCCUGCUACUUUGAAUACCUUAUGUUCCUUCUUAUAAUGCUCAACACCAUGUGUCUGGGAAUGCAGCACUGCAACCAGUCAGACCAUGUUACACAUCUAUCUGACAUGCUGAAUGUAAUUUUCACUGUGCUCUUCACUGUGGAGAUGAUCCUGAAACUGAUGGCCUUCAAAGCUAAGGGUUACUUUGGAGACCCCUGGAAUGUUUUUGACUUUGUCAUUGUCAUUGGAAGUGUUGUGGAUGUGAUUCUGAGUGAAAUUGAUGCAGCACUGGUGUCCUCUGGGGGGCUUUACUGUCUCCAUGGCUGCGAUGCAGUCGAUCCUAUGCAAGCAAUUGCCUCUUCGGAGAAUAUGAGUGUUUCAAUCACAUUCUUCCGACUGUUUCGGGUUAUGCGACUGGUGAAACUUUUGAAUCGCUCUGAAGGAAUAAGGAAUCUGCUUUGGACCUUCAUAAAAUCCCUUCAGGCUCUUCCCUAUGUUGCGCUGCUCAUUCUAAUGCUGUUCUUUAUAUAUGCUGUUGUUGGAAUGCAGAUAUUUGGUAAAAUUGCUUUGGUUGAUGGUACAUACAUCAACAGGAACAACAACUUCCAGACUUUUCCGCAGGCUGUGCUGCUGUUAUUCAGAUGUGCAACAGGGGAAGCAUGGCAUGAGGUGAUGCUCGGAAGCAUGUAUGGAAAGAAAUGUGAUGCCAAGUCAGAUUACCUACCUGGAGAAGAGUUCACCUGUGGAUCCAACUUUGCCAUCAUUUACUUCAUGAGUUUCUACAUGUUAUGUGCUUUUCUGAUUAUAAACCUGUUUGUGGCUGUCAUUAUGGAUAACUUUGAUUAUCUGACCCGUGAUUGGUCCAUUCUGGGCCCCCAGCACUUGGAUGAGUUCAAGAAAAUAUGGGCGGAAUAUGAUCCAGAGGCCACGGGGCGUAUUAAGCAUCUUGAUGUCGUGACACUUCUACGGCGAAUACCCCCUCCUUUGGGUUUUGGCAAGUUUUGUCCUCAUCGUAUUGCCUGCAAGAGGCUAGUCUCCAUGAACAUGCCUCUCAACAAUGACGGAACAGUUACCUUCAAUGCGACUCUCUUUGCCCUGGUUAGAACUGCACUGAAAAUAAAAACAGAAGGUAAUUUCGAACAAGCCAAUGAGGAGCUGAGAGCAAUUAUUAAGAAGAUCUGGAAGCGUACGAGUAUGAAACUGCUGGACCAAGUCAUUCCACCAAUAGGAGAUGAUGAAGUGACUGUGGGGAAAUUCUAUGCAACAUUCUUAAUCCAGGAUUAUUUCAGGAAAAUGAAAAAAAGACAGGAGGAAUACUAUGGUUACAGGCCGACAAAGAAAAACGCAACAAAUGAAAUACAGGCAGGACUUAGGAACAUCGACGACGAGGCUGCUCCAGAGCUCCAUCGGACUAUCUCCGGUGAUCUCCUCAAUGAAGACGAGAUGGACAGAGCUACCGAUGAGGCCGUAGAAGAAAUCUUCAGGAGGCAAGGCAGUCUUUUUGGGAACCACUCGGACCCCUUUGUCGUGGGGAGUGACGUGACCAGCGGCAACCAGGCUACAAGUCAGCGCCCACUGCAAAUAGCAGAGGGAACCACGAACAACAACACCAAAGGCGCGUAUUGAUGCCUGCUCUGUAUACAGCUGGGAGAAAGGACUCACAUUCAGCGAAUUAAGGGGCAUUUCUUAAAGGGAGAAAACCGAAGCAACGGCACCCUUUGUGUGGAUACGACCGUGAACUGCUUUGAUUUGGUUGUGUUGCUUAUUACAGAUACUCACAAUAAAUUCAUGAAUAAAGAUCAAAUUCAAAA
This is a messenger RNA of Phycodurus eques (leafy seadragon), 5579 nucleotides long. Its product is annotated as dihydropyridine-sensitive L-type skeletal muscle calcium channel subunit alpha-1-like. Gene Ontology annotation, cellular component: voltage-gated calcium channel complex; membrane. The transcript has 39 exons. The record is from RefSeq and is a predicted model, not a curated record. Gene Ontology annotation, molecular function: calcium ion binding; high voltage-gated calcium channel activity. Gene Ontology annotation, biological process: calcium ion import across plasma membrane. The coding region runs from base 988 to 5394 and encodes 1468 amino acids. Lineage: Eukaryota; Metazoa; Chordata; Actinopteri; Syngnathiformes; Syngnathidae.